Molecule: messenger RNA, 3053 nt
Organism: Dermacentor andersoni
Lineage: Eukaryota; Metazoa; Arthropoda; Arachnida; Ixodida; Ixodidae
Product: G1/S-specific cyclin-D2-like
Source: RefSeq, a predicted model, not a curated record
AGUGACAAAAAGGCGAGCAAUCUACAAAGGCGUUCAGAGUGCUGCACCCGACACCUUCGGUAACGGCGGCACAAGGAAAACGCGCUAAGUCUCUGUGAAACAUCAAACCUCUCUGAAAUUAGGGGGGUGCUGAAAAUGCGGCUUUGCCAUGGUGGCUUGCUCCUUUCGAAGCGUGUCGUGCAUAAGUAUCUUCUGUUAGCAAAGCCACCUGCACGCAACCUGUGCAUUCGAGUGUUCAUCUGCAUAAAGAAACACGGCGAAACGCACACACAUACUUAAAAGCACACAUACACUAUUGUACGCUGGCGGGAACACAAGGCUGCGGAUUAGUCUUCGGCUCGCAGGACUGAGGCUUGGGAACGUCUGUCUGCUACUAGUUCUGCGGGCAGUCGCCCGCACUGAUUCGUACGUUCAAAAGAAUAAUAAUAAAUAAUAAAGAAAGAAAGACAGAGCUUCGCUCUUGAGAACGUGAAUCUACGCAUUACCCUUUGUCUCACAAGCUGCCCAGUCGACCCGUUGACGUAGCGGUGGCGACGCAUAAACUGCACGCAACUACGGCUUAGAGACGCGCCAGGCCCGACGUUGCUUGCGUGAAAAAAAAAAAAAAAGCGCAGCCCGGUGGCGCCGACUGAACGAAUAGUUCGCCGGAGCGAAACGCGCAUGAACUAUGGGCGAAACAAGUGCGCGAGAGAAAGUGAAAAACGAAAAAAUAAAAUAAAAAAGAAAACAAUAACGAAGGAUAAAGCCACUGAAGAGCGAAGGGCGACAUAGCGCUCGCAGUCGUACGCUGUCUCUACGAACGUGAGGACGAUCUCGGAUAACCGUGCAGUGCGUGCCGCCUUCUGGGCUUUCAUUUCCCCCCCCCCCCCCCCCCCCCCCGAAUUCCAGGAACGGCUUCGUCGGCUCCGUUUUUUUCUGCUCUACUGCAUCACACCGCAGCAUCGUCCGGCCGUGCCAUCGAAGGUAACACAAACAAAAAGCAGAGAGAAAGCCGGCUGCACAAAAAGGACCGCGAGUGUCUUUGAAAACCACGAACGGGUCACGACGUCAACUUGAAGGCAGAGCCCUGGAUAUUGCUGGAGGCAGGCAGAAUAACGGCGACACUCGGCGGAAGGUGGGGACACUGACGCCUGCUGACGAGGGGCCACGUCGAUCAUUAACCAAAGAAGAUAGUUGUGAUGCAGGCACUCACUGGCCUCUGUGAGCAAUCAACGUCGCGAAUGCAGCCGAUGCAUCGCGCAUGACCAUAGACGCCAAGCGAGAGGACGACGGCCAGGCCAGCGCCGAUCGGGAAAACCCGCCACUGGCAGAGUAAAAGGGCCGCCGCUUCGUGGCUUCUGCAGCCGGCAUAAUGACGGAGCUCUUGUGCCUCGAGAAGGACGUGGAUUUCCAGGAGCGGCCCGAGGGCCAGGGCUCCGUGUGCUCGUACAGGGACCCGGCCAUCUUCGACGACUGCACUGUGCUUGAGAACCUGCUCAGAUCCGAGGAGAGGUACCCUAUCAACCCACGCUACUUCACCUGUGUCCAAAAGGAGCUCUCCGUCAACAUGAGGCGCAUCGUCGGACGCUGGAUGCUUGAGGUGUGCGAGGUGGAACAGUGCCGCCCGGAGGUUUACCCUCUGGCCAUGAACUGCCUGGACCGGUUCCUCUCAGUGCGGCCCGUACGCAAGUGUCAGCUGCAACUCACGGGAGCCGUGUGCAUGUUGCUCGCCUCAAAGUUUCGCCAGACGAAGCCCCUGUCUCUGGAGAGGCUUUCCAUGUUCACAGACUACUCGGUCACCAGGGAGGAGCUCAAGGACUGGGAACUGGUGGUUGUCUCGACUCUCAAGUGGGACGUAUGUGGUGUGAUCGCGUGCGACUUCCUCGACCACCUGAUCCACAGGUUGGAGCUGCCCAAAGAGGCACGGUGCAGCCCGGACCACAUCCGCAGUCAUGCGCAGACCUUCAUCAGCCUCUGCUACACCGAAUUCGAGUUCAUCCUGUCGCCAGCGUCAAUGAUCGCCGCGGCAAGCAUCAGUAUGGCCAUCUGCGGUCUAAUCAAACUCAACUGGACCCAGAAGAAGGACGUGUUGCAGAGGCUGCACGAUAUCACCAGCAUAGAAGUGGAUUGCCUACAAGACUGCCAGCAGAGGAUCGAGAAGACGCUGGUCAGGAACUACCCCGAACUCACCAAGAGCCUUGCUGCCACGCUCAACGGGACGACCCCAACCCCGUCGCCAGCAUCGACACCGUCGGGGGACUACGCAGUUAAAGUGAGCGCCGAGACGGUCACCCUCGAGUCUGAGACCCCCGAGACGCCUACAGACGUCCAGGAUGUUCUAUUCUGAGCUGCGGCCUCCAAGCUUAGGCACUGCCGGACUACCUUAGGAAAAAAAAGAAGCAAAAAAAAAAGAAGAAAAGAAACACUGGCCACUGUGCUUCAAUUGCUCGUGGUCCACAAGCCCUGCGAAGUGGUGCCUCCCACUUCAAGUUGGCACCCUUCCUACGUCCCCCCCUUCCCCAAACCCUACCACAGCUGCAAGAAAAUGCAACAGAACUCGUCUGAGGAGGGACUCCGGUGUUCACUGAGUACCCAUCCCUUUAGCAAAUGCAAUGGAACAUUUGAACACUCUUGUGCGUAUGUGUGCAUGUGUGCGUGUGCGGCCGCGGUGUUUUUUGAGACUUUCGGCGCACUCGAUUUAGUCUCUUUUUAUUAUUUUUCGUUCGUUGCUUCACUGCUGCCACCUGCCUGCCGAGAAAGCAAGCAGAAGAAACGCCCCAGCCAACGGGAAGAAAGCCUGUGAAAAAUUGUCGACCUGACCUCAGCACCUUUGCUACUCUCCAAAGGCUUUUUUUCUUCUUUUUUUGCUUGUGAAAGAUACUGAAAGAACUGAAAGGCUGACGCAAACGCUCGCUGAAAACCGAAGAAGUGAACUGGUGUUCUAUAAGCUGUCUUUCCUUGUCUUCUCUUAGCCGUUGAGCGUUGGUCAAAGAUGGUCACUACGUACUCCUCUAAGCCUUUCUGUUUUUAAAACUCUUUUGCCGUGGCCAUAAGUGGAAAGAAAAGAGAGAGGA